This is a messenger RNA of Morone saxatilis (striped sea-bass), 2710 nucleotides long. It is a transcript of the gene lgi3, whose product is annotated as leucine-rich repeat LGI family, member 3. NCBI's taxonomy places the organism in Eukaryota, Metazoa, Chordata, Actinopteri, Moronidae. Gene Ontology annotation, molecular function: protein binding. The record is from RefSeq and is a predicted model, not a curated record. Gene Ontology annotation, cellular component: synaptic vesicle. Gene Ontology annotation, biological process: regulation of exocytosis.
UCCCUCCAUGCUGCUGGUGUUUUAAGAUUUUCCUGCGUGUGCAACAGUAAAUAAUUCAUUGUCAGCGACGUUGCCUACAGGUCCUGGUGCGGAGAAAAGCUCGUCACUCCUGCAGUGUGCACUCUUGGCAGCAGCUCCUGGGAGAGAUCGCACAGAUCCAGGGAAGCUGCAGAGCACCCACACCCCACCGAGGAUAAACAGGACUACCCUUACUCCUCCUCCUCCCUCCCUUCCUCUCUCUCUUUCUAUCUCAACUCUGCACUCAGCAUUAUCAGAACUGCUGGAGCUGUAGGCAGGCUGACCAUCGCCUCUCAACAAACCACUGAGGAGAAACUUCCAAGAAAGCUUGUCAUUCACACGGCUUCCCUUCCCUCCUGCCCAAGGAUGCCGGAUCUCAGACGGAGAUGGACGAGGCUGAUCUGCUUGUCACUUCUGUGUCUGUGUCUGAGUCUGCCGGGGGAGUCAAAUGCCAGGAGAGCCCCCAAGAUACCCCGCUGUCCUGCGACCUGCUCCUGCACCAAAGACAGUGCCUUCUGUGUGGACACCAAGGCAAUCCCCAAGAGCUUCCCCCCUGGAAUCAUCUCUCUGACGAUGGUGAACGCGGCCUUCACUACGAUCCCAGAGGGAGCUUUCUCGCACCUUCACCUCCUGCAGUUCCUCCUCUUGAACUCCAACACAUUCACCAUGAUUGCUGAUGAUGCCUUUGCCGGUCUGUCUCACCUGCAGUACCUGUUCAUUGAGAAUAAUGAUAUCCAGGCUCUGUCGAAGUACACCUUCAGAGGACUCAAAUCCCUGACUCAUCUAGACCUGCGGGGAAACUCUUUCCGUUGCGACUGUAAAAUCAAGUGGCUGGUCGACUGGAUGGAGAAGACCAACACUUCUGUUCCCGCCAUCUACUGCGCCAGCCCCUUCGAAUUCCAGGGACGCAGAAUCCACGAUCUGGCGCCACGAGACUUCAACUGCAUCAGCGCAGACUUUGCUGUUUACGAGACCUUCCCUUUCCACUCUGUGUCUGUGGAGUCCUACGAGUUCAACGGGGAUCAGUUUGUGACCUUUGCUCAGCCUGAUUCGGGGUUCUGCACCCUGUACAUCUGGGACCACGUGGAGAUGGUCUUCAGGAUGUUUCAUAACAUUACCUCUCGCUCUGCCGUGUACUGCAAACCAGUGGUCAUAAGCAACAGUCUGUACAUGGUUGUGGCUCAACUUUUCGGCGGAUCUCACAUCUACAAGUGGGAAGAGGACCCGCAGCGCUUUGUCAAGAUCCAAGACAUCGACACCACCCGUGUGAGGAAGCCCAACUUCGUGGAUACCUUCCAGUUGGAUGAGGAGUGGUACUUCGUGGUGGCAGACAGCUCCAAGGCCGGCUCCACCAGCAUUUACCGCUGGAACAGCAACGGUUUCUACUCCCAUCAGUCCCUCCAUCCCUGGCAUCGGGACACCCACGUGGAGUUCCUCGAUGUCGCGGGAAAGCCUCACCUCAUCCUCUCCAGCGCCUCCCAACCACCGGUGGUUUACCAGUGGAACCGAAGCCAGCGGCAGUUCGUCUUCUUCUCCCAGAUCACCGAGCUGGCAGACGUGCAGAUGGUCAAGCACUUCUGGGUGAGGAAGGUCCUCUACCUUUGCCUCACGCGCUUCAUCGGCGACUCCAAGAUCCUCCGCUGGGAAGGCCAGCGCUUCAUAGAGAUCCAGACUCUUCCCUCCCGGGGCUCGAUGGCGGUGUAUCCCUUCACGGUGGGCCUCCGCCAGUACCUCAUUCUCGGUAGCGAUUUCUCUUUCUCCAGAGUGUACCUGUGGGACGACCUCACCCAGCGCUUUCAGCCCUUCCAGGAGCUCAACAUGAGGGCCCCGCGGGCGUUCAGCUUGGUUUCUGUCGACAACAAGGACAUCCUGCUGGCAGCCAGCUUCAAGGGCAACACGCUGGCCUACCAGCACCUGGUGGUGGAUCUCAGCGCCAAGUAGACGCGCCAAAGUCCGGGCGAAAGGUUUUCUGAGCAUUUAUCAACGUGUGCCAAACAAAAGAAAGACUGCAAAAAUGUUUAAGCCAUGUAACUAAAGGUCUGCUGUUCCACCUGAUGUUUAAAGGGAGGCAACUAAUUAAAUGAUUAAUCUAUUUUUAUGCUCUUAACAUGUGAAUGAAAUGUGAUAAUGCCGAUCUUAGUGUCAUGUGAGUGCUUCAGCCACAUAUCUUAAGCCAGUUCUUUUUUUUAUUUAUUUAGGUAUUAUAUCGAAUACUUUACUAAUGUGAAAAUGCAUGUGCAUCUACUGAAUUAUUCUCUGGAUGAGAGUGGAUGUUGUAAAGCUACGGAGGACACGCACAGUGGGGUUUAUCUGUGUAGCAUCUUGCAUGAUACGGCACAAAUGAUAUGUAAAAACAAGCAAUACUUAACCACACGCAAUACUUUAAAAUCCUUCAUCUUUAUAUAUGAGGUAUGUUUUGGAUUUAAUGUUCGUUCUGCAAUAAUAACACGGGAUCAUGAGGCAUGAGUAAAACUAAAGCGAGGGGCUUUAAAAUGGACUGAAAAUGUGAACUUUUUUUCUUUAUAAUUUAAGUUUUUAAAAGACAUAUUUGUCUUGUGAGGCGUUAUAGAAGAUUCUGGGAUCAAAGAAUGUGUAUUAAAGUUAUUAAAAGCUCUAAUCCUGUCCUUUGUUUUUAAAUGUACAGUCACAAACUGAGUUUAAGUGUCGCUGUGGAAGCGGAGGGGAACGGAGU